UUUUUUUCACAUACAAUGCAAAAUUUUCAUUUUUGCUAGGAAAUUUGUCAUGUUUCCUCAGGCUCAGGGGCGGACUGACAACUCAUGGGGCCCCCGGACAAUAGGGGAUCAUGGGGCCCCUGUGUCCUUUCCCACCCUCAAACCACUCCCAAAAAAAGCCUAUGAAAGGUAUGAGGGGCAUCUCAUGGGGCCCCCUACUGACCCCGGGCUCUCAGGCAGUGCCCGAGUUUCCGAA
Molecule: messenger RNA, 235 nt
Organism: Staurois parvus
Lineage: Eukaryota; Metazoa; Chordata; Amphibia; Anura; Ranidae
Source: the annotation of a GenBank genome assembly